This is a messenger RNA of Echinops telfairi (small Madagascar hedgehog), 464 nucleotides long. RefSeq names its product tubulin folding cofactor A (gene TBCA). The transcript has 3 exons. Gene Ontology annotation, biological process: tubulin complex assembly; post-chaperonin tubulin folding pathway. NCBI's taxonomy places the organism in Eukaryota, Metazoa, Chordata, Mammalia, Afrosoricida, Tenrecidae. Gene Ontology annotation, cellular component: microtubule cytoskeleton; cytosol. Gene Ontology annotation, molecular function: beta-tubulin binding. The record is from RefSeq and is a predicted model, not a curated record. The coding region runs from base 20 to 274 and encodes 84 amino acids.
AUUGGUCAAGGAAAAAGUGAUGUAUGAAAAAGAGGCAAAACAACAAGAAGAAAAGAUUGAAAAAAUGAAGGCUGAAGACAGUGAAAACUAUGCCAUUAAGAAGCAGGCAGAGAUCUUGCAAGAGUCCCGGAUGAUGAUCCCAGAUUGCCAGCGAAGGUUGGAAGCUGCAUAUGCCGAUCUUCUGCAGUUAUUGGAAAGUGAAAAAGACCUGGAAGAAGCUGAAGAAUUUAAAGAGGCGCGUUUAGUACUGGACUCUGUGAAGUUAGAAGCCUGACGGUUCUCUGUAUGGGGGUUUCUGCCUUAUAUUCUGAGAUCCAUUCCACAGUUUAUUAUUUCUCACCACUGCUGUGUUAUGUUCAAGUUGAAUGGAAAUGUGAUUCUUUUUAUGCAGUUGAAUAUAUUUUGUUGGCCUAAUCUAAGGUUUCAAAUAAAUCAGUUCAUCUAAUAAAAUUGUUUAUUUCAUA